AGAGGGUGGCGAGGUGUGUAGCAUAGAGAGGCUGUUCUCUAGCAUCUGGUGGCAAUGGUGGAACUGGCCACCCCAGGAAACUCAGAGCCUGCCAUUUCAAGAAAAACUCGGAGAUCUGCACCUACAGCUAUCCGGACAUCAUUCUGGCAGUGAAGCUCAACAGACAGCGGCUGGUAGUGGUAUUGAAACAGAACCUCUACAUCCACAAUAUCAGAGACAUGAAGGUGAUGCAUACAAUCAGAGACACGCCCAAGAAUCCGGCCGGACUGUGUGCUCUAUCAGUGGAUAACGAUGGAGGCUACCUCGCAUAUCCUGGAAACAGUCAGAAUGGAGAGGUCCAAGUAUUCGAUGCAAUCAAUCUUAAAGCAGUGGCGGCCAUCCAGGCCCAUGAAUCUCCUCUGGCGGCCAUUGCCUUCAACAACGGUGGCUCAAGACUAGCAACUGCCUCCACUACUGGCACGGUGAUUAGAGUGUUUGGGAUUCCAAGUGGUGACAAACUCUUUGAGUUCAGAAGGGGAAUGAAAAGAUUUAUCCAGAUCAAUUGUCUGGCAUUCAGUAACGAGGACACUUUUCUAGCCACCACCAGCAGUACUGAGACUGUUCACAUCUUCAAGCUCACUAGACCCACCCAAGAGCGGGCACCAGAAGAGCAGCAGGGUUGGAUGAGCUACAUUGGCAAGGCCAUUGGGACCACAGCUAGCUACCUGGUCAGUGAUGAACAUACAUGUAAUGGAGGGUCAACACACAAUGUGUGUGGGUGUUGGUCUCUCUCUCUCACUGCAGGGCUCAGAUGCUCUGUCAAUGAACAGGGCAUUUGCACACAUGAAACUGCCCAAAGCUGGUGUGCGGAGUGUGUGCGCAGUGACAGUAAUCGACGGAGCUCAUCGUAUUCUGGUGGCCACGUCUGAGGGGAGGCUGUACGUGGGUGGAAUCGACCCCCGAGAUGGAGGAGACUGCAAGAUCCUCAGAGACUACAGCCUCGUAGGGGAUCCGGUGGAUGAAGAAGAUGGAGCAGUGGCAUCGGUAUGACAGAAACCUCUGUAGUGAACACACCCCUCGUAGGACCUCUCUAGAGGAAACCCUGUCCAAAGAACAGUUCUUGCAUGUAAAUUUAACCCCUGAAAACACGCCUCAAUACUACAGGCACUUCUCACUGGUGUUAAGAUUAGAAAGGUUCCACUGUAUUCUCCUUUCUAUAUACUCUGUUCUUCUUCCCAUAUUAGGCAUCUGGUGGUUUACAGACAUACGCGUCAGUGGCGUCGGGGGCGACUGACCACACCCACCAGGGCUCACCUGACGACAGUAGCAGAGACUCUCACGAACAGAACUCGACAGAGGAUGAAAAACCUCCCAGCACCCAUACAGUCCACAGCUAGUCACUAGCACACCCCACACAUCAUCACCACUCCCUCCCUCCCUCCACACGCAUGCACCAUUCACUGUCAUAUCGUACCAUAAUGAUAAUUGUGGUGGUCCUCUCACAAUGCACUCAGCGAGCACAUUAUCGUCUUAUAUACAUGUUUGUCAUAUCAGCGUCAAUGUGAGAGAUAUAAUUAUACUCCAAGACUUGCGCUUAUA
Messenger RNA from Geodia barretti, 1578 nucleotides. Lineage: Eukaryota; Metazoa; Porifera; Demospongiae; Tetractinellida; Geodiidae. The record is from the annotation of a GenBank genome assembly.